This is a messenger RNA of Arabis nemorensis, 246 nucleotides long. The record is from the annotation of a GenBank genome assembly. NCBI's taxonomy places the organism in Eukaryota, Viridiplantae, Streptophyta, Magnoliopsida, Brassicales, Brassicaceae.
AUGUCGAAUACUAAUGUCACAAAGAUCUGGAAAGAAGUAACACAGCUCCUUCGAUCUGACGGUGACUCAAACGUACUUCGAUUCUAUGGUUGUGAGAAUGAUGAUCAUACCGUAUACUUGUGCAUGGAAUCUUGGCAAUGGAGCUUAAAGGAUUUAGUAAAAGGAUUGUGGAGUCUAGCGGAGAAGGCUUUAUUGGAGAAAGUUAAAGUGGUGGACCGGUUAUCACCUCUUGUGGGAUUUUUUUAA